ACGUCGCAGCACUUCUCUCAUUGUGCCUUGUAAAUGAAUUUAAUGAACCAUCUGGAAGCCGUUCCAAUAGCCGAGAGUCAUUUAAAUGACACUUUAAUAAUGAGUAAAAGUGUACUUUAAGAUGUCACCAACCAGCUUAAUGUCAAGUUUCUUGACAUCCCAAGAACAAUUGAAUUAAAGUAUUUUAAUCUCAAGCAAAAUUUUUUAACACAUUUCGUGCGAAAAAUACAUCAGCUGCUAACGUAAUUGUUUCUUAUUGCAAGAAACGUAUUCUCUUUAUAUUUGUCGCGAAUAUACUCUAUGGGUCGCAGUAAAUAGCCCCCACUUUCGUUCGUUUCCUCGUAUAUAAGAAGUUCUUAUCGAGGCAUCGUUGGCCACAAACCAAUCUCCCGGUCACGACAGAGUUUCGAAUAAUCAAAGUACAUAUAACUUGUGACAACGAUGGCAACUGUGAAGUUCAAAGAGAUGUCUCCGUAUCUCAAAUCGAAGCGUUUACCACCUGCGGAAGAUCAUAUCUACAACAAGUACUUAGAAAACCUCAACCUAAAAACAGAUAACCGGGAGGAUCCGACACUUAAAGUGGCUCUAUUCGGCGUAGGUCGAGCCGGGACGAUACAUUUAACGAAUAUAGUUUCUAAUAGACGUGUCCAGCUUUUAUACAUUGUUGAUGAUAUCGAGAGCAACUGGCAAAGUAUACGAAAGUACUGGCGUCUGGACAACGUUACCUUUCUAAGUAGCAAGCAAUCUGACAAGAUAUUCAAAGAUCCCAACGUUGACGCAGUUGUCGUGGCGUCGCCGACCUUCACGCACGAGGACAUUGUUAUUAAAGCUCUGGAAGCGAAAAAGGCGGUCUUCUGCGAGAAGCCCAUAGCGGAGAAUAUCUCAGACAUCGUCAAAUGCUACGAGAUAGCCAAGAAAGUCGGCAGGCCGCUGUUGUGCGCGUUCAACCGACGAUUCGAUCCCAGUUACUCGAAUGUACGAGAUCGAGUUCGCAACGGGGAGGUCGGGCACGUUCAUAUGAUUAAAACGAUCUCUCGUGACUCUCCCCUGCCCAGUGUAGAGUACUUGAAAUCGUCCGGCGGAAUUUUCCACGACUGCCUGGUCCAUGAUAUCGAUAUGAUUACCUGGAUUCUCGGUGAAUAUCCGGACAAGAUUUCGGUCCUGGCUGACGCGAACGUCCCGGAGAUCAAGGCGAUAGGGGACUUCGACACGGUUGCCGUGACCAUGCACUUUCCGUCAGGGACUCUUGGUAUGAUCGAUUUGUCGCGCAACAGCACGUUCGGAUACGAUCAACGUCUGGAGGCCUUCGGUCCGCGAGGCAUGGUGCAGGCUGACAACGAACAGCCGAACUCCGUUCAUCGGCAGUACGACCUGCAGGGUCUGACCACCGCCCCGAUCUUGUAUUCGUUCGCCAGCCGCUUCGAGAACGCUUACCGAAGCGAGUUCGAGCACUUCCUCGAUGUGGUGCAUGGUAAGGCCGAGUCGCUGGUCAAAUCUAGGGAGAUCCUGGCGGUAUGCAAGAUUGCUACGGCCUGCGAGGAGUCCGCUCGCACAGGGAAAAUUGUGAAUCUCAAGUGGAUGGACAUCGAAUUACCUGAUAAUGAGGGAACAUGAUAACUGUUAUCUUUUUGCUACCGUUUUUGUAAGUUACAAAUAAAAUUGAGCGGAAACAGUGACGAAGCUUUAGAUGACAGGCUCUCCAAUCAUAUGCUUCAAAGUUGCCCAAGUAUCGCAUAUAAGGUGAGACUGAAAUAUUAUUCGUUUGAAAUUUAUAUGCGUUCUUCUUCUCUUACCGAGAAUGCGGUAUCUGAAAGCUAAAAUACAGUAAUAAAUGUCAUUAAAUGUGAA
Molecule: messenger RNA, 1848 nt
Organism: Vollenhovia emeryi
Lineage: Eukaryota; Metazoa; Arthropoda; Insecta; Hymenoptera; Formicidae
Exons: 4
Coding region: 442-1614 (390 amino acids)
Biological process (GO): NADPH regeneration
Cellular component (GO): cytoplasm
Molecular function (GO): oxidoreductase activity; nucleotide binding
Source: RefSeq, a predicted model, not a curated record